UUAAACGAAACGAAAAGUUGAAUACUUGAGGGUAUUUUAGUUUUAUAGACAAUGUCCAAGCGCAAUAAGGAAGGAGAUGAGAUCCUGCGUAAGAAGAAUGCCAAGUUGCGCUUUAAGAGAUUAGUUCGCGUGGGCUUGGCCAACAAUUUAUGGAUAAACGAAGUGGAAGAGGGUGGUAUUACAUUAAAUGUUAAGAAAAAUGUGGCAAUGUUGGUGCGAAAGAAACACAAGACUGGCAUUUUGACCAUGGCUCAAAAAGGAUUGUUAGCUUCAUCGCACAACAGUCGCACCAUUGAAGAGAGAAAGAAACUUUGUAUAAUCGUUGCAGGUCUUGGCUGUUUUACACAAGUUCCACCGAAAAUUCGGGCUCGUUUGGUGCCGCAUCUUCAUUUUUUGCAGCUUGGUGCGGGUCGUGUCCUUAUGAAGGAGGGAGAUGUUCCUACCUGCGUUUAUUUUGUAGUUAGCGGUGAAAUCGAAAUGUCCAGGAAGAUAUUGAAUAAGGUUACACGAAAAUAUGAAUCGAAGCCUGAAGCCUUCUGUGGACCAGGUGAUUGGAUCGGUGAGGUUGAACUCUUGGAGGAUGAUUUAAGAAUGAAUACAUAUAAGGCACAAACUAAUUGUGAGAUUCUGGUACUGGAUGAUAUCGAUUUCAGGACAAUUCUAAUGCCACACGUUAAGAAAGUUUGGAUUGAGAAAAAGAAAGCAAUUGCAUCAUUGAGCUAUUUGAAAUUCAUGAAUGAAUCGCAGAUUGUAAGUGCCUGUAAGUUUGGACUUAUUCGACAGUACGAUCCAUUAGAUACAAUCUAUCCGGAGGAAAAGGACAGCAUUCUUCAUGCACAUUUUGUAUUGAGCGGUGAAUGCGUUCUUCUGCAAUGUCUUCAUAUGAAGCUGAGCUUUGUGAAGGGUGAAGUACAGUAUGAACUACCCCAAGUUAUUCAGUCCGACAGUGAUAAUGAUGAAGAUGAUGGUAAACCGGAACCAUUCGAUGUUCGAGAAUUAUUGCGUUCAAGCUCAUCACUGGAUGAAAUGGGACACAAUAAAAAGAAAGCGAAACGCAAGGCGGAAUUUGCUAAAAUCGAAGCACAUUGCAAGUUUCUGAAUCAGAAACCCAAACCUGAAGUUGAAGAAACGCAGCCAAUGCAUUAUCGUAAUCGUCGAUCGAUGAUGAAAUCGAUUAUAAAAGUUGUUAGAGACGAAAAGAGUAUCGAGAAAUUCCAACUAUUUGAAGAUUAUGAUGAAAGUCUAUCUGAUGAUGAUGAUUUCGCCUCUAUGCGUGAUCUAAGAGAACGUAAUACCCUACAACGUCGAUCAAGUAGAGGAAGUAAAAUUAGUCAAAUCAGUCAGACUAGUCAAAACAACGAUAGAGAAAACAUUUCGAUGCCUCGCAAAUUGUCAAGCAAAUCCAGUCAAUUUAAAACUUUAGAAGUUGAAUCGGAAGAAUCGGAAAUAUUUACAGCUUCUUCGACUCCCAGCAGUGUCACAUCAACGAUAAAGUCAUCGAGUAAGCAGCUGGAUGAUGCAAACUAUGCCACACACUUUAUCGACGUUGGCUCCAUGUGCUUCGGUGGCCUUUUCGGGGUUGGCGAGAAGUGCGAUCAUCGUGUUGUCAUGGCUCGAACGACAGUGCAGUGUUUGUUAAUUCCACGAUAUUGGCUUAUGGAGGAUGACCAAAAUCCUGGACAUAUUUGGCAGCGAAUGCGUUUCUACUUGGACCGUUGUAUACCCUCACGAGAGACACUCUUCCAAGACUUUAUCAAGACCCGCAAAUGGGCGCAGUUCAAGGAAGACUGUGUUGAGCAAUUCACACAUUCAAUGACAAAUCCUACCAAAAUCGAGGAUAUACCCAUCAUAAUUCGUAUAGUUAAGUCAAAGGGAUCAUCGCAUGACAUACACCAUUAAAUUUUAAUACUAAAUUUUAUAUUAUUAUACUUUAUGAUAAAUAAUAUUU
Molecule: messenger RNA, 1948 nt
Organism: Drosophila innubila
Lineage: Eukaryota; Metazoa; Arthropoda; Insecta; Diptera; Drosophilidae
Exons: 9
Coding region: 52-1899 (615 amino acids)
Source: RefSeq, a predicted model, not a curated record